CUGUAAAUGCUUGAGAUUAAAUUGAUGUUAUUUUCAGAAAAUUUGGCUCUGAACAGACAAACAUGGCAAUCAAAUCAAUACAAUCCAAAUAAUACUCUAUUUCACUCAAGUAAAGCUGUGGAUGGUAAAUGGACUGAUUUAAGAGCUUGGGGAGGACAGUGUUCUAUAUCAGCUGAUGGAUACAGUACUUCGACCUGGUGGGUAAUCCUGGACGCAAUCUACAGCAUUCAUAAUAUAAGGAUUCAUUACAGAACAGAAAACAUUAUAUGGGAUGCAUCUAAUGGAUACACGGCAAGAUUUCUAGGUUUCUAUGUUUACAUAUCAAAUUCAACAGACCGUCUCGAUGGUCAUUUGUGUUUCCACGAUACGAACUAUACCAGAUCAACAAUACCUGCCAUCGCCAAUAUAAGUUGUCCUGUUCAUGGACAAUAUGUUAUAUAUUUUAAUGAGAGAUUUCCAGGUGUAACAUAUCCAACCGAAUACUCCAAAUAUGCAUUUAAUGAACUCUGUGAAGUGGAAGUCUAUGGUUGCACUGCUGGAUUAUACGGGCCUGAUUGUUCCCUUCCCUGUCCUGACAAAUGUCGUUAUUGUCACAUAGAGACUGGAGUGUGUUCCUGGUGUAAACCUGGGUAUCAGGGAUAUCAAUGCGAAAAUGAAUGCAACGGUGGCAGACAUGGUCAGGAUUGUGGAUUAAAAUGUGGAGCGUGUCUGGGAUAUAAACAAUGUCACCAUAUCAAUGCUUCAUGUCCUGAAGGCUGUGAUGCUGGGUAUGAAGGAACAUAUUGUGACAAAGAGUGUUCAAAGGGAAAGUUUGGAAAUAAUUGUGAACGGAAUUGCAAUGAAAACUGUAAGGAUUCCUUAAAAUGCAACAGAACAACAGGAGAGUGUGAAAGCGGAUGUCAACCAGGCUGGAAGGGACUUCACUGUACAAACGAAUGUGACGGUGGAGUUUAUGGUAAGGAUUGUAGCAUACCAUGUGGUCACUGCCUGAAGUCAGCUCAAUGUCAACCACUGAAUGGAUCUUGUUUAAAUGGAUGUGACGCAGGUUAUCAAGGAUCUUUUUGCAACGAAACGUGCAACCAUGGCUGGUAUGGCUCAGAAUGUCAAGAACAGUGUGGUUACUGUAAAGGUUACAAACCUUGCCAUCAUGUGACCGGAUCCUGUUUUGAUUUAUGUGAACCUGGAUAUUCCGGAAAUAAAUGCACAGAGAAUGUCUUUACACAACUCCUAGCCAACCAAAGGGAGAUGAUAGAUUAUCUGAGGGGAUUUAUGUCUUCUAAAACACGCAAUAAUGAGUUAAAAGAAAAUGACACAUCGCCAAUGGAGGACUGAUGAAUAUGAACAAUAUGAACAAAAAUAUGAACAAAGUUUUAAAAAAAUACUUUUUUCGUCUAAGAUAUACAAGAUUUUGUUUUUGAAAUAAAUACUGUCUUCUUGAUUGGAAAUAAAAAAAAAAUCAUUGCCUCAUCGUCACAAAAUACAACCCAUUCAGUCUUUCAUAUACUGACUGAAGUGUUACAUAUUCAUUGUU
Molecule: messenger RNA, 1531 nt
Organism: Saccostrea cuccullata (small rock oyster)
Lineage: Eukaryota; Metazoa; Mollusca; Bivalvia; Ostreida; Ostreidae
Product: multiple epidermal growth factor-like domains protein 11
Exons: 7
Coding region: 7-1332 (441 amino acids)
Molecular function (GO): scavenger receptor activity
Source: RefSeq, a predicted model, not a curated record